This is a messenger RNA of Temnothorax curvispinosus, 2907 nucleotides long. RefSeq names its product DNA replication factor Cdt1 (gene dup). Gene Ontology annotation, molecular function: DNA polymerase binding; DNA binding. Gene Ontology annotation, biological process: DNA replication preinitiation complex assembly; regulation of DNA-templated DNA replication initiation; DNA replication checkpoint signaling. The record is from RefSeq and is a predicted model, not a curated record. Lineage: Eukaryota; Metazoa; Arthropoda; Insecta; Hymenoptera; Formicidae. The coding region runs from base 237 to 2453 and encodes 738 amino acids. The transcript has 6 exons. Gene Ontology annotation, cellular component: nucleus.
UCGCAUCUCGCAUCCGUCGUCAUCGGCGCCACCAUCGGAGCCAUCAGCUGAUUAACGGUCUAGUCUAGCGUUAGCAGCGUUGUUCGCGCCAACGACUCCAACGAUCUGUAAAAAGGCGGGCUUUCGCGAGACUCAGACGGCAGACGGUGCAUCUUCUAAGAUAGUAGAUAAUAAUAUACCUGCCUGUGGCCAGCGGCACGUCUGCGAUCGGUAUAUAACGUCAUACGUAAAGGGCUAUGUCGCAGCCAUCAGUGACGGCAUACUUUAAUACGCGCAAACGGCAGGCGUGCGACGAGUUACGCGGUAAGUCCAAGAUUUUGCUACUGGAGCGAGACAACCAAGUGCAGACAGUUAUCGACAAUUCGGAGCGAGCCGCGUUGUCUUUCUCAAACGAGGCAAGUACCGUAAGUACGAGUACGGGAUCCAGUCCGAAAAUCGUGUGGAAGGACGCGAAGGAUGCUGUCGCGAAUUCGAAGGAAGCCGUUCAGGCCAACAAGGCGGUCCGCAAUAUCCAGUUCGAUUCUUCGAAAGCGAUCCCCGAGAAGACCUGUACCAGCAGACCUAAAGCGCGAGCCGUUCGUUCUCGCUCUCGCUCUCGCACCGUACUUUCGACACCCUCCUCGGACGGAAGCCAGCCAGACAUCAGAGAUAGCUUUUUGAAGGUGGGAAGCGAUCCAGAGGCCAAGAAAGUUCCCUUCGAGAAGAAAGGCACGCUUAGUCCGAAGAAGAAGCCACAGACGCCCAAGAAAGCUUCUGCCUUGUCUGCCUUGAUCUCAUCAAGGGAUAACACGACGAAAGAAGAUGAUUGUGACAAGGAACAACCUGCCAGCGGUUCUCUCACUCCACCGUCGUCAAAGAAGCUUUCAACGAUGGAAAGACUUGCGAGAAGUGAAAAUUUAAGCUUGACUGACAUCAAAAAUAGAAUCGCCAAGUCUCCCAGAUUGACAGAACUGAAAGCCAUAACGCGACGACUCGCCAAUUGCGAUCGGGCAUUGGAACAAUUGCAAAAACAGGAUGCGAUUAAGAAACCUCAAAUGCAAAAGUUUGAGAAGGUGGAACUUGAAAUUCCAGUAAGUCCACAAAAGGCGUACAAAUCUCCAACCAAGGGAUUAUUGACUCCAACGAAGAAUAGAGAUCUCUUAAAGACGGUCAGUCCCCAGAGGCGAAUUUUGUUUGAGCCUAAAGAAACCACGCCAAGUCUAGGGAACUCCAGUCCUGUUAAGGCAUAUCAAAAAUAUCUCUCUCUGGCUGAAAGCGAAAUACCUGGAUUGGCAUUGCCCUAUACCUAUAGAUUCCUAGCUGAAAUAUUCAGAUGUGUAGAUACGGUUUCAGCAAUGCUGUUUAAUAGAAAGGAAUUGAUAACAUUCAAUAAACUUAAACCUGCGGUUCAAGAAUUGCUACGUCGUAAUUUUACACAGGAGCAUCUAGCUCAAAUAAAAACUAUUUACCCUGAUGCUUAUACUUAUCAUCAAGAGAAGCAUCGAAAUUUUGGUUCGGUCUCCAAGCAAGAAAAAUAUGAAUUGGUUCUAACACCUGUAGUUGAAACAAUUAAUGGCAGAAAUACGCCUGAUGCGGAUGACAUAUUGAAAACUGCGUCUGAAAAUAGUAUGAGCCCCACGAUAUUGCUGGAAAGAAGGAAGAAAUUUUACAACGCUUUAUUAGAGAGAGUAAAGGAUGAACAUGAGAAAUUUUUGUUAAGCCUUAAAACACCGAGAUUAAUGAAUAUACCGAGAGAGAAAAUAGUACGCUGGCAUCCUGAGUUUGAUGUGGAGUCUUGUAAGAAAAUUGAGCAAGCUGUAUUACCGCAACCACCUUAUGUUGAAAAACAAACCGCUAGAGAUGUUCUUGACAAAGCUAAAUCUAUGUUUAAUUGUGGUACACGUAUGGAGAAAGCAUUGCAAAGGCUCGUUGAAGCAAACCUAACUUCCAGAUCCACACAAGAUUCUACAACCCAAACAACAGAAGAUGGUGUUCCGAAGGUUAACAUUACCAUUGUGGACACUCCACCAAGUACGCCAUCCGUACAAACUGAUCAUCUCAGUACACUAUUCAAGGGCAUUCCCAAGGCUCUACUCGAGAAGGUUCGUGCUAAACAAGCAGCCAAGGCAUUAGAAGCAAUGACGAGAACACCCAAUGCAGAUAAAGAAGCUGCACUAUACUCCAGACUUCCCGAAUUAGCGAAGCUUGUUCGCAAUAUUUUCGUGGCGGAAAAAAAGGGCGUUUUACCAAUGGAGAUGGUGAUACAAAAAUUGGACAAUUCUUUCAGAACGAAACUAACGUUAUACGAAAUGGAGGAGCAUAUACGAAAACUGUGCAAGCUCUUACCUACGUGGGCCAGUAUACAUAAUGUACGAAAGGUGGAUUAUUUGAAAUUAGAUAAAAAUGUUGAACUUGCUAAAGUGAUUAAGCAAUUGGAAAUUUUGGCCAAUGAUAAAGUCAAGACAGCGUCCUAAUUUGUAUAUUCCGAUAUGUAUUAUAUUUCGAAUAUCUGCAUUUUCACCUAAUAGAAACUAUUAUGCUAUUUAAGUUGGAAACGUUUAAUUUUGCAUACUUACGUCUAUAUCGUAAUAAAAAGAUCACUGUACAAUGCAUCUUAUUAUAUAUAUAAUUUAUGACAUUACCAUUUGUUUUUCAUGCUUCACAAAGCAUUUUUAAUAAAUAUAAUUAUUAUAUAAAACUAUGAAGUAUGAAAUAAAAUGUAAUAAAUGAGAAUAUGUACUACAUUCUAUAUUAUAAUUUACUUUUCCUAUUAAUACGAAGCUACUUUCAGAGAAAUGUCAAUGUAAAUUUGUUAUGUCUGAGGAAUUACAGUUGAAUCAUGUAAGAAGUCCCCUAAAUUUCUUAAGCAAAAUUGCUGACGAUGUAUGCAUUGCCUUUGAUAUGUUUAUUAAUAAAGCUAUUGAAAAA